AUGGGAACUGAGAUUUUAAGGCCACAUGAUUGUCUGAUCGAGCGAAUCAGAUCUAAUCGUUCAACGACACUGUUUUCACAACCAGUGAGUUAUAAGUACUACGCAAAUGGGCCCAUUCAUUUGCAAAAUCAUAGAUAUAGAAAUUCAGCCGUACGAGCUGAGCAGAAGAGGCUAGAGUCGGCUACGUUGGUUUCUAAGAGAAUUGGUCGGUCGAACUAUGAUGCUUUGAUGAAGGCAAAGAAUGUGAUAAUUUUGAGACGAGGAGAGCCGUUGAACCGAAUGAAGAAGGCAACGAGCGACAACCAAUUAGAGAGAUUUGGACAAGGGCGAACGAUGGUGCCUAAAAAGGCGGGGAUUGUGGAUUUGAAAUAUGCUGGAUCAGCUUUCGCGAUGUCGCCAGAGCCGAGCUCACUACCUCUGCCAUCGUUCUCGAGGAAGAAGAAGCAUGUGUCUAGGAGCUUCGAUGACUCAGCAACCAUAAAUCUAAGGCGUUUGCUUCGGCUCGAGUGA
Molecule: messenger RNA, 510 nt
Organism: Argentina anserina (silverweed cinquefoil)
Lineage: Eukaryota; Viridiplantae; Streptophyta; Magnoliopsida; Rosales; Rosaceae
Exons: 1
Coding region: 1-510 (169 amino acids)
Source: RefSeq, a predicted model, not a curated record